CCAGAGGGGCGGGGCCAGAGGUGGGUGUGUGUCUCUCAGCUGAUGCGCGUAUUAACCGACCGACUCCAUCAUCAGCAUCCGACGCUGACAGCAUCGAAGACAGCAUCCCUAAUAGAAGCGAGCCACGGCCAGCGGCGCAGGAUCAUUCAGAACCUGGCCGAAAAGGACUGUGACGCUACCAAACUGUUUUGUAGGGCUGCCAUCUUACAAACCGCCCAGCUGCAAAAUAGUGAGUAGCCUUUGAUGAUGGACCGCCAGGAUGCUACAAUCGUGUGUGUCCCCCCACUACCUGCAUUAGGUUGUGAUGACCCACACUACUUCCAAAUGUUUCUGUGACCCUCCCAAAUCCUGACUCCUAACCUCUAAUCCCUGACCUUUGACCUCCACUAUGGGCAGUGUUGGCAGUGGGGUGGCAGGAGAGCAGGAGUUUGCCAUGAAGUCCGUUGGCACCAGGACCACCCUGCCCAGAGCUCCUCCUCUCUCUCGCCGUUGCCCUGCCGACCGUAGCUGCAGUGCGGAGCGGCUGCCGCGCCCCCCAGCGACUAUAUCAGACGGGACGGCCUCUAGCGAUGAACGAGGAAGUGUUAGUAUCGGGACUGGGACCUGCACUGGAACUGACCGGCCUACAGAGACCAUCUCCUCCACCAACACUGAAUGUACCAUGACCGCCCCCUCCAACAACAACCAGUUGGACUGUGGCAAUGCAGCCGGCAGAAGGGACAGGGAGUGGGAGAGGCAGCGUGAAAGGGGCAGAGACCGGGAUCGGGACCGAGACUGGGACCGGGAGAGGCUAGAGAGGGAGCGCGAGAGGGAGAGGAACCGGGAGAGGGAGCGAGAACGGGUGGAGAGGGAGAGGCUGGAGCGGGAGAGGGAACGGGAGCGGGAGAGGGCCAGGGAGAGGGAACGGGAGAGGAUAGAGAGGGAGAAGAUAGAAAGAGAGAGGGAACGAGAACGGGAACGAGAGAGGGAGCGGGAGAGGGAGAGGCUGGAGAACGAGAGGAUGGAGAGGGAGAGGGAGCGGGAGAUGCACGCGGCCGGCCUGGAUGUUUGUGGGAACAUUGUGGGUCGAGGAGUGAGCGAGAAGACCAGUGUUGGCGUGAACCACCACCAUAACAGAGAGAUGGCCGCCGCCAGAACUGACAGUGAAAACAAUCUGGCUAGCCAUAACCCUCCAAACCACAACCCACCCAAGAUCAUGGCGGUGUCAGGAAAACUGGAGCAGGCAAUGCAGAGCAGCUCUGGUCUAGUUCGUCCAUCUGCCUUCAAGCCAGUGGUUCCUAAAAGCUUCCACUCCAUGCAGAACCUGGUGGGCCAGGCGGGAGGGGCCGGGGGCGAGGGAAAGGCUGAGGCCAGAGGUGAAGGGUUUGCAGAGGGCAGAGUAGGUAGGAGAGGCAGAGAUGGAGGAGGAGGAGGAGCAGUAGACCCAGGGGAGGUGCCAGAGGCCCUACUCCUGGACCAGGACAGUCCAGUUAGGGUGAGCAGGAGUGAAGGAGGGGGGAAUAGUAUUGAAGUGGUUCAGGGAGGGAUGUCAGAUUCCGGGAGAAACUCCCUGACCAGCCUCCCCACUUACACCGGCUCGGGGUCAGGUUGUGGGCCCCCUGCAGUCCUGGGGCCGCUCAGUGCUUCAACCAGCCACAUCAACAGGUUGGGCAUGGCUGGGGCAGCUGCAGGCCUGGACAAGCUGGAGAAACCCGGCUACCAGAAUGGACUCAGUGCAUCAGACAGUGGGCGGUCUUCCUCUGGGAAGAGCUCCUCCUCCUAUCAGAGGCUGAGCCACCUGAGCGACGCCCCAGGACCUCUGCGCCCCUCUCCCUCCUCUGAUGACAUCAUCCAGGACCUGGAAGACCGCUUAUGGGAAAAAGAGCAGGAGGUGCAGCACAUGCGCAGGAAUUUGGACCAAAGUGAGGCUGCGAUCAUUCAGGUGUUUGAGGAGAAGCAGCGUGUUUGGGAGCGACAGAUGGACGAGCUGAGGCAGAACUACGCUUCACGUCUGCAGCAGGUUACCCGUCGAGCUCAGCGCUCCCAGACUGCUCUGCAGGCCCAAAUAACUCGCCUGUCCCAGGACAAGAGGAGGCUGCAGGAGGAGAUGGCCGCUCUGCUGGCUCAGAGAGAGGAGCUGGAGAGAAAGUGUCUGGAUUACAGGAAGGAGCAGGCUGACAUCCUGCCUCGUCUGGAGGAGACCAAAUGGGAGGUGUGUCAGAAAGCAGGUGAGAUCUCGCUGCUGAAGCAGCAGCUGAGAGAGAGCCAGGCGGAAGUGACCCAGCGAGCUGGAGAGAUGGUGGCUCUGAGAGGGCAGCUGAAGGAGCUCAACGCUCAGCUGAGAGAGCGGGAGGAGGUCAUGCUGGGUCUGAAGGACUCCUACAGCUCCAAGUGUCUGGAGCUGGAAAAGUGUGAGGGAGAGCUGAGGAGGACUCUGUCUGAGGUGUCCAUCCUGAGAGAGAAGCUGGGAGUAUUUGAGGCGGAGGUGCUCAGCUUAAAGCGUGCUCUGAGUGAAGUUAGCAGAGGAGCAGAAGUCGUCGUGAGCCCAAACUUAGCUGCGGCGGGGCUGCUGCCACCGUGGGGAGCUGUGCACUGCCCACGAAACCCCUCUGAGCCCUCGACUAAUUCCCUCACCCCCACUUCUGACACCCUGCUCAGUCUACAGAGCGAUGAGGCCAAGGCUCAGAGGCAGGAAGCUCAAAGACAGGAGAGGCAGCAGCGUGAAGAGGCUCAGUGGCGGGACGUGCAGCAGCAGCAGCAGCGGCAGGACGCCCACAUGCAGCAGGACAUUCAAAUGCGUCAGGAUGCGCAGAUCCGCCAGGAGGCUCACCUCCGUCACGAGGCGCAAAUUCGCCAGGAAGCACAGCUUCGCCACGAGGCCCAAAUGCGACAAGAGGCCCAUUUACGCCACGAGUCCCAACUGUGCCAGGAUGUCCACCAGCCCCAGAGGGUCCAGGAGGGUCACUGGGACGAAGCUGGAGAGCUGCGCCGGCAGCUAGAACAGCUUCAGGCUGCGCUACGCCUGGAGCGGCAGCAGCGAGAGCGACAGGCCCUCAACUUUGACCAGGAGCGCCACACGUGGCAGGACGAGAAGGAACGCGUUUUGAAAUACCAGGCACAGCUGCAGCUUAGCUAUGUGGAAACACUGCAGAAGAACCAGGCUCUGGAAAAACGCAUGAGCCAGCUGGGAUCCAAACAAACCACAACCUCCACCACCACCACCAUCACCACCACCACCACCUCCCCCACGUCCUCCAACUCCCCACCUCAUUCACAAGCUCUGUCACCCCUGUCUCCUCAGCUGCCUCCUUCCCUUUCUGGUCCAUCUCCUCUUUCUGGUCCACCCUCCCUUUCUAGUCCUCCCUCCCUUUCUGGUCCAUCCCCACUUUCUGGCCCACCAUCUCUUUCCGGUCCCCCCUCUCUAUCUGGUCCCCCCUCCAUUUCUGGUCCACCAUCUCUUUCCGGUCCUCCCUCCCUCUCUGGCCCCUCUUCCCUCUCCGGCCCGAUCGCCCUGACCCUCUCCCCACCUUGUGAAGACCAAAAGGGCCCUCCUUCUCUCCACCAGCUCGCCCCUCCCUGGGCAGGACCCUCGCGCCUGGAGAGGAUCGAGUCAACGGAGAUUUAGAAACAGCUCUAUGAAGAAAACAAGUGACAAGGCCUCUCAGCACUUCAACAUGUAAAGACAAAAGAAACAUCAAAAUAUAUCAGUUCAGUCUGAACUACUUUUUAAAACAACUGUAGAAACUCAAAACAAUAAGGGCCAACUGUUAAAAAAAUAAUCACUUAAAUAGAAAAAUGUCUAAAAUAUUUCAAGCUCCUUUUAUUAGCUGCAUCUUACAUCCUCAGUAUUCAUGGAUUCCAUGAUGGAUUUAGGGAAAUGUUUUAAAAGACAGCACUUACAUAUGUAUUAUUUAAUGUCCGCGCUAGAAAAGAACAAAGACAAUCAGGGAUAUUGUCAGAAACGAUCAAUGAAAACAUAACACAGUAUUUAUUUAUUGUAUGUUUGUGUUACUGGUUAUGUAAAAGUAGAAUUAGUGGUCAGAGUGUGUGAUGUUAGCUUCCAUUUUUGGCCAGACAGCGCCUUACUCAAUUUUUCCCGGCAUGUAUUAGUGAAUAAUUAAUGCUGGGAACACAUGAAAUAAAAAAAAAUGAUGUGAAUAAUAUUUUAGUGCUUUAAUUAUAUUAAAAAAUAAGGUUACCCAUUACUGAUAAAGGAUGCUGAUCUCAAAGGGCACAUUUUCACUGAUUCCUAAUUUAGUUUUCAAGGCAUUUCAUGCUCAGGGUCAAACAUAAAUGACCUAACACAUUAUUAGCAGAGUUUAUAUUUUCUACUUUUGAACUUACAUAGGUAUAUUUAGCCAAUAUUCAGCCCUAACUAAAUAAAAAGUCAAUUUUGGACAUUUAAAAAGUUCUGCUUUUAUUUUAUAUUAUAGUGACUGGAAAUGACCACUAGAGGGCGCCAAAGCUCCAUUAAAGCUUUCCCAGCUCACUUUUAAUUAGAACCUGAAAGGACACAAAAAUUGAAAGAUAACUAUAAUUGUGUCCUUGUGCUUUGCUAACCAAGAAAUUUCAGAGAGCUGUCCCUAUCCCCAAAGUGAAAGAAAAUCAUAGAAUGUAUAUUAUACUAGGAGAAAAAAAUACUUAUAAUAGUUAUAGAUUGUAAAUGUGUGUGUGCAUGUGCGAGUGAACAAGAGGAAGUGUGUGCCAGCAAGUGUGUGCAUGUGUCUACACAUAUGUAAAGCUUCAGCUUAUGAGAUUGAGGAUAGAGGGACUAGUGGCAAUACAAGGGGAGAUAUAUUUAAAAAAAGGAAGGGGGUUUUAAGUACAUAAAAAUGUACAUCAAAGCUUGUAAGACUGAAAUAUUUAAUUGGGAGUGUGUGUAUAUCUUGGAAGAUACUUUCUUCUAUCUAGUUAAUUUAAACACAGAAGGUGAGAAAAAAAAGUAUUAAAAAAAUCAGAGCGCAGAGUCUGCCUUUUCAAGGGGAACAUUCAGGAUCACUGCGAUACGUAGUGUCCUUCACCCAGGUUAUGAUUUACAGUAGAAUCCAAUGUGAAUAUCAUGGCUUUUAUAUGUGUUGUUUAUGCCAGCAUAAAAAAGAUAUUGCUCAAGAAUAUUAACUUAUCUUUAAAGUAUUACAUAGUAUUAUCAUCUUUAUUACUGUUAUUAUAUUAUGGUGAACUGACAGCGAAAAUAUGUGCCAUUUGAGCUUUCCUUUAUGUGUUUUUUAACUGUGUAGAUAGCCUGUUGGCUUACCAUAAUGGUGCAAUCAUAGCAACCUUGUCCAAAAAUGAUGUUCCUUUUGAUGUAGGUGAUGUAGUUACAGUAUUGCAUUGUUUAGAAAAACAAAAUACCGCAGAUUUUAUACAUGUUUUAAAAAAUAUUGUUUGCAUUUAUGUUACUAGUAUUUUUCUGGCUUAAUUCAAUCUACUAAUUUGUUAAAAUUCCACAGAACUAAUAAAGAUAUGUGAAAAUUUCACCU
Messenger RNA from Oryzias melastigma (Indian medaka), 5459 nucleotides. It is a transcript of the gene lzts3b, whose product is annotated as leucine zipper, putative tumor suppressor family member 3b. NCBI's taxonomy places the organism in Eukaryota, Metazoa, Chordata, Actinopteri, Beloniformes, Adrianichthyidae. The record is from RefSeq and is a predicted model, not a curated record. Gene Ontology annotation, biological process: regulation of dendritic spine morphogenesis. The coding region runs from base 389 to 3604 and encodes 1071 amino acids. Gene Ontology annotation, cellular component: dendritic spine. The transcript is spliced from 8 exons.